Messenger RNA from Populus nigra (black poplar), 1520 nucleotides. RefSeq lists its product as uncharacterized. The coding region runs from base 692 to 1108 and encodes 138 amino acids. The record is from RefSeq and is a predicted model, not a curated record. The transcript has 2 exons. NCBI's taxonomy places the organism in Eukaryota, Viridiplantae, Streptophyta, Magnoliopsida, Malpighiales, Salicaceae.
UUGGACAGUUGGUUUUUAUCUUCCAAAUCAUAGGAUCUCUCUCUUUCUAUCUCUCUAAGCUUUCACCUUCUUUUUGUUCUUACAUAUCUGACUAGAUUUCUUGCUCCUUCUUUCAUGAUUGAUUGACAGUGCAGAGGUGAAAUGAAAGGGGUAGCAUUGUCAUUUCCUGCAAUAUUAAUCUUACAUCAUUUUGUUCUGUCUAGUUAAGAUUACAACUGCUGUCUUUUUCUAUCAUUGAAAUAGUGGAAACAGAGGUCUUGUAACUCUGGAAGGACAGUUUUGGAGUCCAUUGAGUCUCGUAUUUUAUCACCAAAUACCUUAAAGACUCAAACUUGUUUCUGGGUUUUACUUGUUUCCCUGAAAGUUUUUGACCUGAUUCCUCCUUUUGAUCUGUAAACUCAAACAAGUGCCCCACUUGAGUUUAAUUUUGUUCUGUGUUGUCAAUACAAGUUAUUUUGCUCUUAUGUUCUUCGAUUUUUGACUAUUUUUUUUGCUAGGUUGACAACAGUUUUGUCUGUUGAAAGAUAUUAUCUUUUGUACCUCGCCUUGUUGGGUUUGCUUGUUUUUCAUUCAAAUUAUAGAAAUUCAAUGAGGAAAAGUUUCAAGAUUUAGAUCCAUGCUUUUGAAUUGGAGUUAUGAAAUGGGCUAAUUUUUUUGUAGUUUGAUUGAUGAUAAAGAAAAUAUUUUGUUCAUGAGGGUUUUGUUCAGCAAGAUCCACUGUCCGUCCUUCAUUUGCUUUUGCAAACCCUCUCCUAGUAUAUACACACCAGGACCAUUGAAAUUGGAAAACAGUCCUCAUGUGCCUUCAACUGCAGUUAUAUCAGUUGCUGAUGCCUCCUCUAAUGAUAAUCACGUGCUUAGUGAUUCCAUUGAGGUGAAGGAAGGGAGUGUAGGUGUUGAUGGGAAGCAGCCAGAGUCUCAGAAUAGCCUCAAAAGUAGUCUAAAAAGGGCAGCUUUUGAUUCCAAAGAGGUUGAUAAGAAGAAAGUGCAGUGGAUAGAUUUCUUAGGGAAAGAACUUGUUGAGAUCAGGGAAUUUGAGUCCAGUGAAACAGAAGAUAGUGACAGUGAAGAUCAGAGCAAUAGGGGCUGUGUUUGUACAAUUCUUUGACAUCUAUUAUAUAGCAUCCUUCUUGUGCAAGUUUACGAAGCGACUACAUCAAUUAUAAGAGAAAGAUGAAAAUAAUUUGUGACUACUCUCAGUCUAUUCAUUCCCUAGGGAAGACUCUAAGAAACUGAAGUGGAGUUAGAUCAGGUUCCCAUUCACUUCUGCUCUGCUGAAUCUACCCUCAAAUCAAAAUAUGUCCAGGAGAGAAGUCAAAAUAGUUGAUGUGAAAUGGGAAAAAUAUUGUCUCUUCCAAUUCUUUUACAAUGUAAUGGUUCAUUCAUUUAGCAAGUAUGACAUUACAUACAAGUUCACAAUCUAACUCCUGUUAAGUCACUUCUUUUAUGACAUUGGGUACUUAUCAUCAUGUUAGAUUCAUGAUUCCCUCAAUGAAUUUUAUAAAGCUGUUAUUAUAGCA